GUUAUAUUGUGUGAAGCGUCUGACGACAUCUUCACACCCAGCCCCGAGCGGUGAAAAACGCUCUUAUUAGUAAAUACAUCCUUCCACAAAGCUUAAGAAAGAACCUCUCUAUGGCGGAACUUCUAAUCUGAAACUUGAAGGUACAUGUCACAUUUCUAGAGGAAACAUGGGAUGUAACUGCAGUUCAGACUAUUCCGACAACGACUGGAUCGAGAACCUGGACGAAAUCUGUGAACACUGUAACUGCCCCAUCCCUCCUCAGUCGUGCAACCCAUACACCGAUCAGCUGAUUCCAUACCCGUCACAGCACUCACCUCCUAACUCGCCUCUAUCCGACAAUGUUGCUGUGGCCUUAUACAGCUAUGAACCCAAACACGACGGAGACCUGGGCUUCGAGAAGGGAGAAAAACUCAAGAUCCUCAACCAGAACGACCCCGAGUGGUACUUGGCCGAGUCCUUCACCACGGGCCAGCAGGGCUUCAUCCCAUACAACUUUGUUGGUUUGACCACGAUGGAGAUGGAGCCGUGGUUCUUCAAGAACAUUUCUAGAAACGAAGCCAUGAGGCUGCUCCUCGCUCCCGGGAACACGCAGGGCUCCUUCCUGAUCCGAGAGAGCGAGACGAGCCCAGGUUCAUAUUCGUUAUCAGUCAGGGACCUGGACCAGAACACUGGCGAGGGAGUCAAGCACUACAGGAUCCGCAACAUGGACAACGGUGGCUUCUACAUCACGGCCAAGAUAUCGUUCGUGUCGCUGAAGGAGCUGGUCCAGCACCACUCACGCGAAACCGACGGACUGUGCUCCAAGCUGGUGAAGCCCUGCCAGUCGCGGGCGCCGCAGAAGCCUUGGUGGCAGGAUGCGUGGGAGAUCCCCCGCGAGUCCCUGAAGCUGGAGCGGCGGCUGGGUGCCGGGCAGUUUGGAGAAGUCUGGAUGGGGAUUUACAACAACGAAAGGAAGGUGGCAAUCAAGAACUUGAAGAUAGGCACAAUGUCAGUGGAAGCCUUCCUGGCUGAGGCCAACAUGAUGAAGAACCUGCAGCAUGCUCGUCUCGUCCGCCUCUUCGCUGUGGUUACCCAGGAGCCCAUCUACAUUGUCACAGAGUACAUGGAAAACGGGAGCCUUGUGGAUUACCUAAAGACCACAGAGGGAAGCAGUUUGCCCACAAACACUCUGAUAGACAUGGCAUCUCAGGUGGCGGAUGGCAUGGCCUUUAUCGAGGAAAGGAAUUACAUUCAUCGAGACCUGCGAGCUGCCAACAUCCUAGUGUCUCACGAGCUCAUCUGUAAGAUUGCUGACUUUGGACUUGCGAGACUCAUCGAGGACAAUGAAUACACAGCUAGAGAAGGUGCAAAAUUCCCCAUUAAAUGGACUGCUCCUGAAGCUAUCAACUAUGGCACCUUCUCCAUAAAGUCAGACGUGUGGUCAUUCGGGAUCCUCCUAACAGAAAUAGUGACAUAUGGACGCAUACCCUACCCUGGUAUGUCCAACCCAGAGGUCAUUCAGAACCUGGAGCGCGGCUACAGGAUGCCAAAGCCAGAAAACUGUCCUGAUGGGCUUUACAAUGUCAUGACUUUGUGCUGGAGGGAAAGCCCAGAGGACAGACCCACAUUUGAGUACCUGAGGAGCGUUCUGGAUGAUUUCUCCACCGCCACAGAGAGGCAGUACCAGGAGUAACCCUACGCACAUGCAAAAAGUAUAUUCAAACUAAGAGCACGGCUUUUCUCACACGGCCCCCUGGAUUUUGUUUCCUUUUGUUGAAGAUUACAAACUGAGAAUUUGCAAGUACAGUAAAAGUUCUUUCUGCAGCGAACUUAUCAGAAAUGUCCACUUAGACACAACUCAAUCAGUCAUGGACUGUGAGUGCAUCCUGUGUCACCUGAGGCAACGACAAAAGACGGGAGAGCGAUCGCUGCUGCUUGGAUGGAGACUGACACAGACGACCAAGCAGCUGCUCUCCUGGUGCUCGUGAACAUGUAAAUACUGUCAAAUGAACUUAUCUGUGUUUUCUGCUGCAACUUGUUUUACUGAUGCCAGAGGAUUCUUGCAGCUUUGAUGCAUUACAUAAUAAAUUGUAUUUGUGAAUGUACGUGAAAUAAUUCAGUUAGAUUCUACAACAGUGCUACUGCAACCAUAUUAUGCAGGUAUGUUGAAAAUGAUAAUAAAGACUAGAAUUUAUGCUUGAUCUUAA
Molecule: messenger RNA, 2186 nt
Organism: Betta splendens (Siamese fighting fish)
Lineage: Eukaryota; Metazoa; Chordata; Actinopteri; Anabantiformes; Osphronemidae
Gene: lck
Product: LCK proto-oncogene, Src family tyrosine kinase
Exons: 13
Coding region: 167-1672 (501 amino acids)
Biological process (GO): cell surface receptor protein tyrosine kinase signaling pathway; T cell differentiation; B cell receptor signaling pathway
Cellular component (GO): extrinsic component of cytoplasmic side of plasma membrane
Molecular function (GO): ATP binding; signaling receptor binding; non-membrane spanning protein tyrosine kinase activity
Source: RefSeq, a predicted model, not a curated record